AUGGCUCUGUAUGAGGCUUUAUAUGGCAGGAAGUGCAGGUCUCCUGCCGGAUGGUUUGAAGUCAGAGAAGCAAACUUAUUCGGGCCACACCUUCUUUAUCAGGCUAUUGAAAAGGUAGACCUUAUUCAGGAAUGGUUACGCACAGUUCAGAGUCGUCAGAAAUUUUAUGCAGAUGUGGCUUAUGAAUUGGAGCUGUCAUUAGAACUGCAAGCAGUUCAUCCAGUUUUUCAUAUGUCCAUGCUGAGGAAAUGUAUUGGAUAUCCCUCCAGAAUCGUACCUGUUGAUGAUAUACAAGUUACAGAAAAUCUGACAUACGAGGAAGAACCAAUUGCUAUUAUCGAUAGACAAGUCCGCAGACACAGAAACAAAGAUGUGGCUUCAGUAAAGGUUCUAUGGAGGAGUAAAGAUAGGAAAGAGAUAAUAUGGGAAGCUGAAGCAGAAAUGAAGUUCAAGUAUCCCCAUUUAUUCCCUGCCACAGAUUACACUAUUCCGGAGGAAUCCUUACAAGAUGCUACUUUAUCCGCAAUUCAUUUGCAAGGUAAAAGUCAUAUUUAA
Lycium barbarum (goji berry) is the source of this 555-nucleotide messenger RNA. RefSeq lists its product as uncharacterized. NCBI's taxonomy places the organism in Eukaryota, Viridiplantae, Streptophyta, Magnoliopsida, Solanales, Solanaceae. The record is from RefSeq and is a predicted model, not a curated record. The transcript is spliced from 2 exons. The coding region runs from base 1 to 555 and encodes 184 amino acids.